UCCGGCCCAAACCCGGCCCAACUCUGGCCCCGCUCCGCCUCAGCCCCGCCUCAGCCCGGGCCCAGCUCUGAACCCGCUCCGCCUCAGCUCCGCCUCAGCCCGGGCCCGGCCCGUUCUCGCUCCGCCCCGCGCGGCCUCCCCGGCGAUGGGUGCAUCGGAGCCCCCCAAUUUCUCGUGGGUGGUCGAGGGGCGGCUGGCGGGGCUGGCGAUGCCACGGGAGCCGGGGCACUACCGGUACCUGCGGGAGCGCGGCGUGCGACACCUGGUGUCCCUGACGGAGCGGGCCCCGCCCCAUCACGGCUGCUGUCCCCAAAUCCAGCUGCACCGGCUCCGCGUGGCCGACUUCACCCCCCCGAGCCCCGAGCAGAUCCAGAGCUUCCUGCAGAUCGUGGAGGAGGCCAAUGGCCGCGGGGAGCAGUGCCACCCACCUGCUGUGUCCCUGUGCCAGGCCGUGGCAGUGCACUGCAUGCUGGGCCAUGGCCGGACUGGCACGCUGCUGGCCUGUUACCUGUGCAAGGAGCAGCACCUGGCAGGUGGCGAUGCCAUCCGUGAGAUCCGGCGCCUCCGGCCCGGCUCCAUCGAGACCUCAGAGCAGGAGCAGGCCGUGCUCCGCUUCUGCCAGCACCUGUGCACUGGCGAGGAGAGCUGAGGACAUCGAUGGCAUCCAUGGAAUUGGGCACCCCAAAGUGCCAGCUGUGCCCAGCCCCGUCUGUCCCCUCCUGUAUUAAAGGACUGGCCUGUG
This is a messenger RNA of Haemorhous mexicanus (house finch), 742 nucleotides long. RefSeq names its product dual specificity phosphatase 23 (gene DUSP23). The record is from RefSeq and is a predicted model, not a curated record. The transcript is spliced from 4 exons. Gene Ontology annotation, biological process: cilium assembly; protein dephosphorylation. Gene Ontology annotation, molecular function: protein tyrosine phosphatase activity; protein tyrosine/serine/threonine phosphatase activity. The coding region runs from base 146 to 649 and encodes 167 amino acids. Lineage: Eukaryota; Metazoa; Chordata; Aves; Passeriformes; Fringillidae.